Helianthus annuus (common sunflower) is the source of this 1497-nucleotide messenger RNA. RefSeq lists its product as uncharacterized. The record is from RefSeq and is a predicted model, not a curated record. Lineage: Eukaryota; Viridiplantae; Streptophyta; Magnoliopsida; Asterales; Asteraceae. Bases 398 to 1252 code for a protein of 284 amino acids. The transcript is spliced from 4 exons.
UUUCGUGUUAUUUCGGGUCGGAUACGGGUCAAGUCGGCAACGGGUUACGGUGUUAGACUUGGUAUAUGGUUGACCGAGUUUGUUGGAGGUGGAGUUGAGGAGAGGUGAACGUUGGAAUCUGUUAGCUUGAAAGUAGGAGCACGUGAUAUAUUAUGCAUGUGGUUUUAUUUGUUAAGUUUAUGUAUAAAUAGGUUAUCAGGACUUCAUUGUUUUUUUGUACUCUCAAUUUCAUAAAGAAAGUUUGCAAGAAUUCCUAGGGUUCGUGAGUGUUUAAUUGUUUGAUCUUUGGGCCUGAUAACCAACAACCAUCUAUACAUAUAUUUAAAUGCAUAUCAAAGUGAAGCAUUUAUAUAAAUUCUAUUUCCCUAUGUAUUCAUACUUCCUCAAAUUGAGUUAAAUGGAUAAACAAAAUGAAUGCAACAUUCCAGGAAUCCAUGUUCAUCAAAUGAAAGAGAUCGAAGAACAAUAUCAGUUAUUGAAUCAUGAACGAUCACGUAUCAAUGAAGAAUUAGCACAGGAGAAGGCAGAUGAAGAACAAAUAAACCAGAAACUAACGAGGUUUUCGUACCUUGAUAAGCUAAUAGAAUGGAAGAUGUUGGAAAUUGAGAAUAUUGAACAUUGGAAUCCAGAUUAUAAACUCAGGCUUGGUGUUCCAUUUCGUUUGGCAUCAAGAAGAACAGGUGGAAAAGAUGUUAAAACAACAGUAAGACCAGAUCUGAAACAUUGCCGGAAACUGCUUGUCAAGAAAGGGAGGAUGGACAUCAAUUAUUUGGAAGAAGUUCUAGAAGAACAUAUAUGUUCAAUGAAAUCGAGUGACAUGACAUAUACUGGCACGCUAGAACUUAGCGAUAUGAUGGAGUGCAUGGCGCAAAGGAUCCAACAUGGAAACAAGAAACGUGCAGACGAAAUGAAAAUUUUUAAAAAAAUAAGCAACUUCUUGGAGACCAAAGAAAGUUUCACUGAACCAGAAUCCCACCCUCAGUGGUCACCAGGAAGAUCAAAGCGAGAUACCGAUUAUAAUCUAUAUAGAAGGCAUCAUAAACUAAGUAUUUUGUUGGAAGACGCUGACACACUAAAGAGGGAACAACACGAACGUCAAGCAAAAGCUAAAAGACUUAAAGCCGAGUUGCAAUAUGUGAGAAAGAAGACCAAUUAUUUAAACAACCAGCUUGAAAAUGUUGAUUCAAAGAUACUCAAAGCCUAUAAACACCGCAACGAGCUUCGAGACCAAAAGAAAGAGUUGGUAUCGUAAAUAUCCUUUUUUCCAUUUUGGAAAACAUAAUUGAUUUUAGAAGUAACAAUCAAGAUGUGAUCUUCGAUGGUUGUGACUUGUGAAUGUUUGGUUUGAUGGGUCCAUGAGGUAAUUGAACUAUUUAAUACAAAGCAAAUAAAAUUUGUAAACAAGUUACAUAGAAUACAACAUGGUGACCUUUCAUUAUGAUAUAUUGUUACAUGUUCUUCGAAUUGAUGUUUUUAUGUUGGAAAUGUAUUUUUUUU